Molecule: messenger RNA, 2499 nt
Organism: Aspergillus chevalieri
Lineage: Eukaryota; Fungi; Ascomycota; Eurotiomycetes; Eurotiales; Aspergillaceae
Exons: 2
Coding region: 1-2499 (832 amino acids)
Source: RefSeq, a predicted model, not a curated record
AUGAGAAUCAGCAUGCUCCACCGGUUGAUCGCCACGGGUUGUGUUGAAGAGAUCCUUACCUACCUAGACCAUAUCGAAGACUUCUGGUCAUCCUUGGUUGGAUCGGAUCCUGUUUUAAUGAAAAAGAUUGAUCGGGAUACCAUCGAUGCACUGCAGCUGUUGGCGCCGGGGAAAUCCCGAACCGACGGAAAAACAGCCUGUGGGCGGGUCUUGAGUGGCCAGGCAUUCGCAGAAUUCAGCGAUGAAGAACGAAGGAUUAUAUGGGACCGAAUGAAGGAUUUUGACGGGCUGGUUCCGUCCUUGUACACCUUUUUUGAAGACUUCAAGUACCUGGAAAGCUGCGCUCAUUGUGUGAAGCGACUGUUUGGCCCGUUGACUGAGUCUGUCUGGGAAACUAUGAAGUCAAUUUUUAUUCCAUCCUCAAAUUCAGAAGCUGAGAGUGUUAUUCAAACUUCUGAGUCCACGUUCCGGCGUCAGCGUGCGACCGACCUGGAGCGUCUGGAGAGGGGAUACUUGCAGGUGUGGCUGUAUACAAUGCGACAUUACCCUCUGAUGCCCCCGGACCCAAAGAAGGAUGAUGACCUGUUGGCAAAGCCAGCUCGUGCCAAAGCCGAUGAGAGAGCGAUCUAUGAGAUGGCUGAACUUGCUCGCCGGCUCGGAUUCAAGUCCCCAGAAAUCGAUGCAUUAAUUGAUGGUUCCCCAGACCACCAGAUCGCACAAGCGGCUCUGCUGCAAGCCAGGAAACCUGGUCGGUUCCGAUAUGACGCCCAGCAGUUUGAUAUUUUGGUCAGUCGAAUUGUCGAUUGUUUCGCAGAGGCGGUUCCCGAUCAGCCUGACAUGGGACAUGACCUUCUUGCGGACAGCGCCAUGAAACCCCGGGCUCGCUGCGGGAUGCCAAGAAUACGAACGCAUAAGCAAGAUAGCCCUUUGCUCUUCCUGGACCGUUUACACGCCGAUGAUGCUGGGGUUAGCGACACGACCACUAGCUUUUUCGUCCGCCGCUGUGUCUAUUUCGCCUUCUUCGGAAAACCUACACAACCUGGACUUACUGACAGCGACCCGACCGGAGGGUCUCCUGGGGAUAUGCCUUGGUCGCCGUUGUUCGUCACAGAGGAUGAUCCAUCCGGCGGCCAUGGAUUUGCUAUGCAAGCUGCUUUGCCAAGGGAGCCACCCCAACAAGACCGAGAAGAGCCACAGGGCCAGCGGGCCCGACAGGAUAGGGAGCAACGUACUCUGCGCUGCCAGCAGUCACUGAGGCGCGAAAGGGGACGGGAGGUUUUGAAACGACGACGAACGCGGAAGGCUCAGAUGCGCAGACGUCAAUUGCGCCCAAUGGCCGGAAGCGACCAAGAGCCCAUGGAGUUAGAAUGGCUGAGCACGGAGCCCUCGGAUCAGGAUAUGUCCGACCAAGGACGUUCAUCCCCGGAACUUCCUAUCGAAGGUCUCCAAGAUGAAUCAAUACCGUUCGAUCCAGCGACCGCCCUUACGCUGCACUCGACACAUGGCCCUGCCGGCCCGGGAGAAGCAGAUACCUUUAGCUAUUGCACGAGAAUUUCGCUGGAAGCAACCCCGCUUGAGCGGGUCUCAGAAGACAGACCAACGGUAGAAGGCCAGAAUCAUGACGAGGGUCUUGAGGAGCAGGCGCAAGUUGAUCAUCCAUCACAGCGACAGUCCACGAAAGCUGAGGAUGGCAAUUCUUCAAGUGUUGGCGAUACAGGUGGGCAACAACCGGUCUUGGAGGAAUACCUUGACCAACUGAUGAGGGCCCAGGAAGAGCAGGAAAAGUUGGAGGCGGAGUUAGAACGUGAGCGACUCGAGGAAGAGCUUGGUCUUUCUAACCAAGAGCAGCCAGCUCCGGAUCUAUCACCUAGACCUCAAGAAGGACAAAAUUCACCAGCGAGACCACCUGACAAGCAACUGACGGAGGUGACACACACUAGGGAUCCAGAUUUAGCACAGGCUGCUCUUCCAGAACCUACUCAAGACCCUUCGCCAGGGUCUCGCCUUGAAGGACAGCCAGAGCCCCCAGCGGAGAAUCUCGAACUUGUAGCACUUACUACCCGGGAUGGGGACAGCAACCCCGAAAGUCAGAAUCCUCCAGCAGAUGAUGCUGGUCCUCUAACCAUGAUGGAAGCACCACCACCAACUCUUGUUGAGAUUUCCUUCUGGACUUUUGAACAAGAGGAGUGGAAGCAGUCAGACCGUCUCCAAGUGGAUCCUUCAGAUCCAUCGCCGGUGGAACGAGUUGCGAGGAAGUACACGUGGAAGAACUACUCCCUGUAUGAUUGGAAACUACAAAGCCUCAGCCCUGCCCAAUGUUAUCGUGCAGCCACCGUCGACGGCAAUAAUGCUAUAUUCCUGAUUUCUGAGCAUGAAGAGCAGAAGCUCGCGGCCGAGGGCCGAUUUGUCAAGGACAGGAAGCUUCUAUCGUUGGUCUCUCGAGUCCUGAAUCGGACUGAACCCAAGUCUACUACCAAACGUCACCGUCUACAGCACUGA